Messenger RNA from Mytilus californianus (California mussel), 669 nucleotides. RefSeq lists its product as uncharacterized. The transcript has 6 exons. Lineage: Eukaryota; Metazoa; Mollusca; Bivalvia; Mytilida; Mytilidae. The record is from RefSeq and is a predicted model, not a curated record. Bases 214 to 669 code for a protein of 151 amino acids.
CAGCAACCUACACAAUGGACACGUAGGCAUUUUAAAGAUGAUAUAGAAUUACUCGAACUCGAAAGUUAUAUCAACUCAACAGGCCAGGUACCGUUUGAAGAUGGACAAAAGGCACUCGAUAAGCUGUCAACGAUUCGAGUUCCAGUUGCCUUAUUAGUGCUGAAUGGUGAUUUAGACACCUUAGAACAUGUUUUGAGAGCAAUAUACAGUGAUAUGUCAGUAGUGGUUGUAAAAGGAACUGGGGGAGCUGCAGACCUCAUUGCGUUAUGCUUAAAGGACUUUGCAAACCUAAAGAGAGAACUACCAAUAAUGUUUGCUAGACGUUUCACCAAAUCACUUUUUAACAAGAUACAGGAAGUCAUCAAAUUGAUCGUUCAAAGGGAAUGGAUGAUUUCAGUGUUUGACAUUAAAAUAGAUGAACAUGACACGUUAUGGGAACGAAUUACUGAUGGAAUGUUACGAGCAUGGUCGUUUGAAGAAAAGCACGAUGAAGAAAUCUUGAAAACGCAAUAUCUUCCUUUGAAUGAAGGAGUAUAUAUUUCGGAGUAUGUUGCUGACCUUGCUUGUCUUACCAGAAGAGAGCUGUUUGCAGGUUACAAUUCAAAAACUGAAUGGACACAGGAAAAUAAACAAGUUUGUACAACUUCAAGAUCUUUAAGAAUCUCUUAG